CGUGUGUACGGAUGAAAUAAAUUGUAAUAGCCAAAGUGACAAAAUUCGUAAAGAUUAAUGUCCAAUUAGCUUUCGUGUAGACGUGCUAAGUUAUAAACUAAAUAAAAAUCGACUGAUUUAUAUGAACUCAUUCAAAGUCUGCCUAAUUUGACGUACCCAAGUGAAUUGCACGGUUUACGAGCGUCUGUUUUUCCCUCACACACUGCGUGUGUCUUGUAUGCGUGUGUCUGUAUGAGUGUUUCUGGGUGCAUUUGUUUAUUCCGACCGCCAAAUACUACUUCUUAGUGAACUUGCGUUGCUGGGCGGUGCUGUCAUUACCCCACCCUUCCGCGUGCCCUUCCCGCAUGCACGCAUUGUGCAGAAAAAAAAAUCGAAACUCCCGCACAAGAACUGUAUGUUGAGUUGUCGGAACUGCUACAAAACAAAAAUUGAAACACAAAGAAAAAUGAUUUAAAGCAUAACACGAAAUUACGGUUAAAUGCUAAUGCGUGACACACAGCCUGCGUAAAUCCAUUCAAAAUAGACCAAACAACUUUUUUGUACUUUUCCAUAACGAAACGCAUCGCACAACACUGACAAUAACUGUUUACCGAAUUGUUUGGCAAUUUGUAUACAAACGGUAGCAACAAAAAAUAAGAAACGCAUACCAGACCCUACUGAGCUUUAAACUAGCUGAAUACAUUUUAUACCCAGUGUUCAACGUUUGGAGCCCACUGUGCUGAACUGUUAACAUAAUCAAGAGCAAUAAACAAGUGCUUUAAAUUUUGUUUAAAUUAAGACUGCAUAUAAAAAGAAAUCGUUGUCAUUCGACCUAAAAUGUAAACUGUAUAAGUUUACGAUUUGAACAAUAACAACAAAAAGCAGUCUAUAAUGGUUGUAAUUUAGCUAAUAAACAAUUUACGGACACGGAAAUCACGUGGAAGCAACUUGAACUCCAUUUGAGAACAGCAGCAGGAGCAUCGACUGUGGCAGCAUCAGCUGCUAAUCGACUACAACAACAAGCAUAAAUCAUCGUCAAGCAACAACAACAUUGCGAUUGAGUUGCAAGCCUAAGCAAAGUGAAGCGCAAAGCAAAAAACAUAUAACGCAUUAAUCAUACGCCGCGUGCGCCGCACUUGAAACGCCCUGUGAAAUUUGCCCCAACGAAAUGUUUGCGAAAAGGCCGCACAAUGCGCCGCGCACUUGACACGCGUUGAGUUACCGUUACCGUUACCGUCACCGUCAUUACCGUUACGUCCAUCGAUCAAUCGAUAAAUUUGUUAUCGUUUAUUUGAUUUUUUCGGGUUUUUAGUUUUCGCGUCGCUUGUUUUCUUAUUUCGCUUUGUUUAUUCGAAGUGCCGCAUGUACGUGUCCGGGCUAAAAACGUUUACGGGCAGCUACAACUGCAACAACAACAACAGAAACUACAAUCGAAGAGGCAGCCAAUUUAAUUUGCAGCCAAAAUUUGCACAAUUGUUUUCUUGCUGGCCAGUGUUAAAUACGUUAACGUUCUUAAUGAAUGACUUUCGGCUAAAGUCACUUUAUCGUGCCACUAAAAAGACAAUAACAACAACAACAACCGCCGCAGCAGCAGCAACAACAACAGCCACAACAACAAACUUUGAUAAUAGCAACAUUAACAAUCCGCGCACUUACAACAACAGCAGCAAAUCGAAUAAAGUGUUUCUACAUUAUAUACCACGCGAUCCACGUCUAAGAAUUUUCAAUAAAACCGCCACGCUGAAUAAACACUUGGCCCAUCCACAACGCACUUUAAGCGAAUUGAAUAUAACUGAAGAUUUGUGCAAUUAUGGUGAAUUAAUUGGCGGCAGUGACAGUGACAACAAUAACUACAAUAACAAUCACAAUUACUAUAACAACAAUAAACAAUUGAAAUUUCAAGGUCUACUGUUCAAGUUUUAAAGCCGACAAUUUCCAG
This is a messenger RNA of Drosophila novamexicana, 1918 nucleotides long. RefSeq names its product tubulin-specific chaperone C. The record is from RefSeq and is a predicted model, not a curated record. Bases 1342 to 1902 code for a protein of 186 amino acids. Lineage: Eukaryota; Metazoa; Arthropoda; Insecta; Diptera; Drosophilidae. The transcript is spliced from 3 exons.